CAUUCCGGCUGCUCCGUUCUCUUUUCGAUGAGUUGACUCGCAACGGAAGGUGACGCCGGGGAGCAGUUAAUAGAUCACGGCAGUGUGCGUUGAUUGUGUUCUAAACUGUUUGUUGUGCUGCUGCUGGAAGAAACUGCGGGAAGCUGCGCACUUUGCCAAAUUAAAUCACACAGACAAGCGAACAAAAUAAAACAGUGCCGCCAACCGCUGUGGUUCUCCUGCGAUAUUGCCGUGGGAAGUUCCUCUCGACCGGAAAAAUGCCGAAGCUUUUCGAAGAUCCUGGAGUGGACGAAUUCCGUGGAUUGAAUUUACGGAACCUGAAAAUCGAUGAGGCCUGGAUGGUGGUCACCUCCCACUUACCCCGACCGACUUGGCUCUACGUCCUGUCGGAUGACUGCGCCCAAUGCGCUUUCAAGUUGCUGUCCUCCGUUGGUGCCGGAAGUAACAACAGUUUAAAAAUGGACGCCACCCAUGGCUUGACGUUGCGCUUCAGAGACGACAACUCUUCAACCUACGCCCCUCAACUCGGCGACAGCAAUAACACGCUCUGCCAAGUCCACGUUACCAUGGGAGAAUUCGGGGUCUAUGAUGUGAAUUUGGACUCGACGGACGCUGGCCGGAUCGACUGUCGUUUCUCCACUGCCAAGGAGCCUGUUGAUAUCUACGCCCCUUUGCUGGCCUGCUUCCUGUUCUACGUCGUGCUGGCCUUUCUGUGGAUUGGCGUCAGGGCCGUUUUAAGGCGAGGCUAUUUCGACGGUUGCCUCUGCGCUUUGAAGUUGAAAAAGAGACAAAAGAAGACGUCAGUCGAAGGAAAUGAGAAUCCCGGAGGAUUGGCCGCUCCCACCAUCGUCCCGGCGGUGGCAGAUGAAAUAGCUCCGAAAAAGAAGAGCUCCCGACUCAAAUCUUUGGACACAUUUCGCGGAAUCACCAUUGUGCUCAUGAUCUUCGUCAACGACGGUGCCGGUCAAUAUUUCAUCUUCCAGCACGCCACUUGGAACGGACUUCAAUUGGCCGAUGUCAUCUUCCCUUGGUUUAUGUGGAUCAUGGGCGUUUGUAUGCCCAUCUCUCUUAGAUCCUCCCUGCGUCGCAAGGAGAGUAAGCUGACCAUCUUUGCCGGCAUUUUACGUCGUUCGUGUCUACUUUUCUUCCUGGGCAUCAUGAACAAUUCACUCGGUGGUCCCGUCGACCUGGGCCGGUUGAGAGUUCCAGGCGUACUCCAGCGCUUCGCCAUCACUUACUUAGCCGUUGGCACUGCCGGCCUCCUCUUGACUCCAGCCGAUCUCUCGGCUCCUCAUCCAUCAAGUAAGGUGAGAAAAAUGUUCCAGGAUAUCGUCGUCCUCUGGCCGCAGUGGAUUCUCUUCCUGCUCCUGGUUGCGGCUCAUUGCUUCAUCACGUUCUUCCUACCAGUUGAAGAGGGCUGCCCAGUCGGUUACUUGGGUCCCGCCGGACUGCAUUUAGAUAAUGCGUACCCCGGCCAUUGCAUCGGAGGCGCUGCGGGAUACAUCGACCGACUGAUCCUCAGCGUCCAGCACAUUUUCAACAAACCAACUACCAUUGGAGUGUACGGAUCCGGACCGUACGACCCAGAGGGGAUUCUAGGUUCGAUGCUGUGCACCUUUCAAGUUUUUCUGGGAGCCCAGGCCGGCAUGACACUUUUGAUCUUUAGCGGAUGGAAGUCGCGCCUCAUCCGCUGGUUGGCCUGGUCCGUCUUGACUGGAUUAAUUGGCGCUCUUCUCUGCCUGGCGUCGCAGAACGACGGCUGGAUUCCUGUCAACAAAAAUCUCUGGUCGCUGUCUUUUGUCUUGGUGACGACGAGCUUGGCCUUUUUCCUCCUGGGCGCCUGCUACUGGCUCAUCGACGUCCGAGAAUGGUGGAAUGGCGCCCCUUUUCUUUACCCCGGAAUGAACGGGAUUCUGAUGUACUUGGGCCACCAAGGAGCCUACAGCCUCUUCCCGUGGCACUGGGAAUACGGUCCGAUGAACACGCACUUUGCAAAGCUGGUCGAAACACUUUGGGGAGUUUCCCUUUGGGUUCUCACUGCGACUUGGCUGUACCACAAGAAAAUCUUCUUAGCCCUGUAAACGCUUUGACACGUGUAACAUAUUCACAAAGUAAAUAUGACAGGUCCCUUCCUGCUGUAAUCCGUUUGUGGUUCGUAGAAUCCGUACGAAAUGUAAGAGAAAGGAAUGCUAAUUCAUUGGACAUCUACCACCAUACCGUCUAUCCACUUUAAUAAUGUUAUUUAUAAUAAUUGAAAAUUGCAAACAAUAAAAUGAAAUAUCUCAUUG
Molecule: messenger RNA, 2288 nt
Organism: Daphnia pulicaria
Lineage: Eukaryota; Metazoa; Arthropoda; Branchiopoda; Diplostraca; Daphniidae
Gene: Hgsnat
Product: heparan-alpha-glucosaminide N-acetyltransferase-like
Exons: 11
Coding region: 258-2081 (607 amino acids)
Source: RefSeq, a predicted model, not a curated record